This is a messenger RNA of Iphiclides podalirius (scarce swallowtail), 1773 nucleotides long. NCBI's taxonomy places the organism in Eukaryota, Metazoa, Arthropoda, Insecta, Lepidoptera, Papilionidae. The record is from the annotation of a GenBank genome assembly.
AUGCACAGAUCAAGAAUUCCAAAAUACUCUAAAGUGAAAGCCAGUGUGACGGGAUGGCUUUUCGCCACGACACUCGUCGCGGAAAAGCUCAGGGUGUCUAUUUUGGGUGCUCUCAUUUCUAUCACGGUAGCUGAGGUCUGCGCCUACAAACUCCUAAAGCAGAAUGUGAAGGCCGGCGAACUGCCGCCGUACAUCACCGAUCUCCUGAUCAUGCUCUUGGGACUUCUGGAGGCUGGAGUGUCACCGUUUGUUGGCUGCUUCGGCUAUAAGUGGCGACGUGCGGUGAUGAUGACAUCUUGUUUGGUUGCUGGCGCUGUAUCGUUUCUGUGGUUUGCUCUACCCGACGUGAACGUUCCCGAAAGCGUUGGAUAUUGCCAUGGCAACAAUACUCUAACAGCUUUCGAAGCUGGUCCCCGCACUCCUAUAAGGCUGUCCAUAAUUCUCUUUACAUUCAUCGUCUUUGGAGCAACGAGAUUGUUGUUAUGGUGCCACGGGAUCGCUUAUAUAGAUGAGCACGCGCCGUCCAGGCUGGCAAUGCAUUACGGAGUGUUGUCUGCUCUGCGAAUGCUCGGUUUGGUGAUGAGCUACAACGUUUUGACGGAGUUGCUUGAGACCAACAUGACUGCACAGACGCUGAUAAUAGGCAUAGGCCUUUUGGUGAACGCACUCCAGGUGUAUUUGAAUGUACCAAAGGUCGCGCCGGAGAUAGAGGACCCGGCGAAAGGCCCCACAGACGAUCUAAGUGAGACUUCGCCUUUCGUUCCUAAGGUGCCAGGUUCGGACAAAAGGGGCUUGAGGGCCAGCGUGGUGCGCGUCUUCUUCAAUACCUUGGCGAUGUCGCAAAUGGUGGCGAUGGGGUUGAUGGCUGCGGCGCUUUGGGGAUUCGCCUAUCACCAAUCCGAUUAUCUCAAGACAAAGUUCUAUCUACACGUGGAAAGGAACAGUCCGAUGAACAACGCUGAGAUAUUACGGAACCACGCCGUAGUGUUGGCCGUGGCGUACAUGGGCGUGAAGUUCACGCCACCGAUAAUGGAGCACGUGGUGAAGACGCAAGUCCUCGCCCACGUGGCGAAGAUGUGCGUGUUCACGUUGGUUCUGCACGCGCUGAUCGCCUUUGUGGUCAGCUGCGAGCGCGGAGAAGUGGCCGGCUUGGGAGAGCGCUACGUUCAGCCGCAGUGCAGUCGGGCUUGCGGGUGCGCACCUCAAUGGCAGGAGUUCUCGCCUGUGUGCGUGGUGGACCAGAUGACGACGUUCCUAUCGCCGUGCCACGCGGGAUGCACGGGCACUGAAGAGGUGGGCGGUCUGAGGGUGUACAGUAACUGCACGUGUGCGUCGCUCAGCCGACGAGCAGUGAGCGGUUCCUGCAACAGUAACGCUUGCAACGGCGCGCUACAACUGCACCACGUGCUCUUCGCACUUUUGCUCUCUGUGACCGCGUUAGCGUUCCAAGGCCAGGGCGUGGUGAUCCUCCGCGCCGCCGACGUGCGCGACAAGCCCACCGCCCUUGGCCUCACGGGGGCCAUUGUGGCCAUCUUCACCUUCGUGUGCGGCCACCUCAUCUUCCUCGGCGUAACAGUCGGUUCCUGCAUAUGGUGGGAGGGGGGCAGGUGUCACCUGCAGAGCAGCAAAUACCCGUACCUGAUCAGCGGCAUCAGCGCUGCGAUGGUACUGUUCUCCUUCAUCAUUACCCUCACCACGGUCGUCUACAUGAAGGUAGCGGAGCGGCGGACGAAGGCCGAACCCACCAUCAACUUGUCCGACGAGGCCGAAUGC